GCCCCCGGACGACAAAAAUGACCAGACUAAAUCUCUGUUCCGUCAGUGGCCGUCCCCAAACGCGAGUGCGGAAUGAGCGGAGCACUUCUAGGCCGGGACUCGGAGUGUCCCGACAGAGGCGUACCAUCUGGUCGGAGACUGAGGAGCUCGAGGAAGCUUUUGACGUUCAUUGGUGCACCUCGGAGGUUACCUGUGCGCCCCUGCUAACAUCGAUACCUGCUGCGGAAUCGACAGCCGUCGGUCGUGCGCUUAGCGACGGCGAAACGGAAGUCUCAUCCGACGGAGUGCAACGAAUUCUGUUCAGGAUGGAAGGACCUGACAAGGUCAUAGCUAAGCCGUCGCUAUGGGCACGACUGUGGAAGACUGGUGUGAUCAUCUUUGCCCCACUGGCGCUUUCACCUUUACUGACGACUGUCAAUACAACGGAAUCCCGGUGCGGUUUUGUGGUCGUCCUGAUGGCCUUCUAUUGGAUGACUGAGGCUCUUCCGCUUGCCGUUACGGCCUUGUUACCGGUCGUUCUAUUUCCGUCUCUGGGAAUCAUCUCGUCCGAUGAAACGUGUCAACAAUACCUGGUGGAAACAAAUAUGGUGUUCGUGGCAAGUUUGAUAAUGGCCAUAGCUAUCGAACACUGCAGCCUGCACCGACGAAUCGCACUUCGGGUUAUGCUUUGCGUAGGAACUGAUCCAAAAUGGAUCAUGUUGGGAUUUAUGGUUACCACAAUGUUCCUGUCGGUGUGGAUCUGUAACACCUCGACGACUGCGAUGAUGAUGCCGAUUGUCGACGCCGUCUUGACCGAAAUUUUCGGCACUCGAGGGCGAACCACCUCCGAGGAUUUAGAACUAGCUUCGUAUAGCCAGAAGGCCACUGAGACCUCCAUGUUAGAGAAGCGGCAGUGCCACGGAAGCUCCGAAAAGGAAAUUCUUGCAGAGCACAAUAUAUACUCCGAGUAUCGACGGCGGCACCAAAGGGAACGACAUCUGGCCAAAGGCUUGUACCUCAGCGUGGCCUUUGCUGCGAAUAUUGGCGGAACAGCAACGUUAACUAGCGCCGGACCUAACCUCAUUCUCAAAUUUAUCAUGGACGAGUACUACAAUGGACUUCCCCCUGUCGAUUACGCUUCAUGGAUGAUAUUUGCGGCACCGGGCGUAGUCUGUACCGUUCUGCUCGUCUGGGGAGUCUUUCAGCUAUUGUAUUUCUGGAAUAGACCAUCCGGACUGAACGCACACGGCCAUGCAGCUAAGAAAACAAUAAAUAAAAAGUAUGAGGAACUGGGUUCGAUAACCUUUCAUGAAGGAGCGGUGCUGACAUUGUUCGUCUGUAUGAUCCUCCUCUGGAUGUUCAGAGACCCACAUUUUAUGCAUGGAUGGGCCCAUGCGUUCCAGUACCAGAAUCUAAGGCCGAAGGACUCAACUUGCGCAAUGUUUAUUGUUCUGCUGUUAUUCGUGAUCCCUUCGAAACCCUCCGAGGUGGGGUCUUGUCCCCCGUUGAUUACAUGGCAGACGAUACAGCAGCGUCUGCCCUGGGGAGUGAUACUCCUCCGCGGUGGCGGUUUUGCCAUGGCUGAAGCAACGAAGAAAUCAGGUCUUUCAGCUUGGAUGGGUCAUCACUUGGCAGCAUUUAACCUGCUGCGGCCCUCGUGGAUGGCGUUUGUAAUUUCGUCCAUCGUGGCAAUGCUAACUGAGUUCGUGACAAACUCAGCAACAGCAACAAUUUUUUUACCGAUCGUUGCCUCGUUAGCGACUGAUCUAAGAAUCAACCCAUUGUACCUCGUCAUCCCGGUGACUUUCGCUUGUUCAUAUGCCUUCAUGUUGCCUGUUGGUACGCCUGCCAACGCUAUUGUUGCUACUCACGCUCAUCUAAAAACGAAGGACAUGCUGUUACCAGGUCUCAUCGUGAAGCUUACCGCAAUCUGCACGAUGUUGGUCUCUCUCAACACGUUAGGAAAACUCAUCUAUUCGUUAGACGCUUUCCCAGAUUGGGCUGUUGAAAAAUCUGUAGUCAAUGGCAAUGUCAAUAUUACAGCAGAUACGGGCCACUGAACUAAUCUCCGAACCCGAAUCGAUAUUUAACUCACCGAAUCAGCAUCCGUGUCAUGACCGUUAUUCUGUGUUAGCCUAGUUAAUUCUCGGUAAACGUCAAUCAGAGGAGGCUUUGGACGAGAUGUUCAAAUAUAUAUACUGUAGUUGCUGUGUUAUUACAAAGAAAAAAUUGCGUUGUUUGUAGUCCUAAUGUUCAGAAAGCCGUUAAGCUAAAAAUCAAGCCAGUCUGUAUUCGAGCGACCUAGGGCCAGCUUGAAAAUAGAUGAUGUAUUAUAUUUAUUCAUGUAGGAACUCCUACGAUUUUUGUAUCGAAGCUGUCAGUCCGUUAAAGACCGUCUCAGGGCAGUACAAAAUACGUUUUCUUCCCGAACAGAUGUAUCAGCGGCAAAGCCAGCUAGAGCUCUCAUCUUAACAACUUAUUCAAAUCGAGUGACGUCUGUCAAAUAAUGGUACAUACUUGGGACCCAACCCAGAACUCUACCUUCCUAUCGAAGGUAAAAAACAAUCGUGUUAUUUAUACUUUUACAUUGAAAUUCUUCUAAAGUCGACCAACCACAUAUCAGCUUUUAAAGUGAUUUUAAUGAGAAAGGCUUUCAUUGAUCAAUGUUAAACCUUCAGAGGCCUUCAAUUGUUCUCAAGGCCCAAUUUCAGCCACGUCUGGACACCAGAACAAAUGAAGCUACCGGAGUCCGGGAACGAACUUUCAGUCUACAUCGAAUAUUUAUGAGGUUACAAUCGCUAGCCGUUAGCAGAAAUGUGUUGACAAGACCCUACUGCUGGAACUUUGCUAUGAUCAUUAUUAUAUUUUAUUAUCCAUAAUCUAUUCAUCAGGAUGAUCGCUACGGCCAAUGAGUGGGCCGUCUAAAUGAUGUCGUCCUAAGAAUAAGGAGUCUCCUAUAUUCCUUUGUACUUGAAGAAAGGCUUGUAUUCAAGAGACGACUAAAAAAGCAAAGGUCAUCAUAUUGUUCCUUUCGAAUAGCCUUUUUACAUUCUCUCAUUAUCUUGCCGACGAAUGUUACUCGAUGGUCCUUCUUGAUAAUAGCAGGCACUGGCUUUCGGUGAGCUGACAGAAGUAGAACGAAUGAUUGCUGGCACAUUAGAAAAACAGCACUCACCUUUUAGGACACCUUUUAGGACACACACAGAGUUGUGAUCAGAGUGCGAUUGCUUUUUCUAUCUCGGAUAUGUUUUGGGUUAGCGGUACUUUGUGAAAAGUCUCCUAAAAACCAAUUCAGCUUUGGUCUAUCAACUAAAAUUCUACGGGACACUUUCGUACAUGCUGAAGAACUUCUUUAGAAAAAAAGAAGACCAAUUUGAUCUAAUUCCCUUUUACAAUGCGAAUUAGUUUGGCUGUUACGGGUUACAUACGUGCACCGAUAAUUACAUGUCUCUUAUAUGCAUGAAUAUACGUACGUGUAAAUAUAAUGUUCUAUUACUGCUCCUGUAUUUACUUUUCGUAAAUAGAUAUAUAUCUUAAAAGGACAAUAUAAAAGUAUGACGAUAAGGCCUUAUUGCAUAUCAGACCCAGUCGACGUUGUUAUAGGUUCUGGAUUGGGCGGUAGUCAGCCUCAUUUAGGUACCUCAUAUAGAAUCAGCUACUACUAACAAAAAAAAAUAGAUACUUUUCAAUAAUUAACACUUGAUUCGUUUUUCCGGCGGAACGGAGUUGUAUAAAAUUCUAAACAUUUCCGGGAACGGCUAGCCGAAACGGUCAGUAUUUAUACUUUCGGGUUUGUAACCAUUUGUUCGUAUCUGUGCAACAUAACCUAUGGUUAAAUGACGAGACAGCUGAUAUAUACGUAACGUUUUUGUCCUACAUUAUUAUUAGUAAACAACGUUAUUGAAGUAGGCAAACAGGCACUAUGAAGAUCAAACGAAACCAUUUGAGUACGUAAAAUAGUAUGUUAUGUAUAUACAUAUAAUGUGUACAUAAUGCAACUAUUACUACAACAAUUCUUAUUGAUUUUUCAAGCCAUUACCCGGUGGCUAAAAAUGUAAAAAAAGGAAUUUUCGAAUAAAAAUCUUAUGAUUUCGGUUUGUUUUCUUACGUUA
Messenger RNA from Varroa destructor (honeybee mite), 4091 nucleotides. RefSeq names its product Na(+)/citrate cotransporter-like. Gene Ontology annotation, biological process: citrate transport; succinate transport; transmembrane transport. Lineage: Eukaryota; Metazoa; Arthropoda; Arachnida; Mesostigmata; Varroidae. Gene Ontology annotation, molecular function: citrate transmembrane transporter activity; succinate transmembrane transporter activity. The record is from RefSeq and is a predicted model, not a curated record. Gene Ontology annotation, cellular component: plasma membrane.